This is a messenger RNA of Aphidius gifuensis, 6269 nucleotides long. RefSeq lists its product as uncharacterized. The transcript is spliced from 2 exons. NCBI's taxonomy places the organism in Eukaryota, Metazoa, Arthropoda, Insecta, Hymenoptera, Braconidae. Gene Ontology annotation, molecular function: protein binding. Bases 43 to 5601 code for a protein of 1852 amino acids. The record is from RefSeq and is a predicted model, not a curated record.
UGAAUAUUUGGUACAUUAAAUUGUGAUUAUUAAAAUAAUGUCAUGGCUGAAGAAUCAAUUGAUAAUAAUGAAACAAAAAUUAAUUUAUUUGAAGAAAAUAUAUUUGAAUUAAAAUGUUUAAUAAAAGCAACUGAUAUAUCACAUAGUGCAAGAUGUGAAAUUGGCAGAAAACAAUUAUUGGCAUUUACAACAUGUCAUACUGACAUUGGUAUAUAUUAUCAGCCAGAUAUUUAUAAAUCACCAAUAAUAAAACGUAUUAAAUGGUUUAAAACAACAGAUAAAUCAAUAUCAGCAUUGUGUUUUGAUUUAACUGGUUCUUGGCUUCUUGUUGCAAGUCAAGAUGGUACAAUUUAUAUUGUACCCGCUUUGGCACUUGUUGAUAAAAGCAAUACACUUGAUCAUAAAUGGUCAAUUGAAGAUAUUACACCAAUAACAAUUAUUGAUCUUCCAUCACCAUAUUCUAGACCAACAGCAUUAACAUGGUGGCAAGGUGUAACACAAUCAAGUCACAUUGGUAUUAUUGGUACUGAUGAAGGUGAAAUAAUAUUUAUUAAUAUUGAAAAUGGUCAAUGGAUUGGUUCAACUCAAGUAAGUGGUACAAUAACAUCUUUAAAUAUUUGUCAAGAUAAUAGUUUGGAAAUUGUAUCAUUAUUAAUAACAAAUUCACAAGAUAAACAAUGGCGUUUAAUAUUAGAACAACGUACAAAUGGUUGUUUAUUUACAAUAAAUAAAACAUCAAAAUAUAAUAAAAAAAAUAAUGAAAAAAUUGAUGAUACAAGACCAUAUCAAACACGUUCACGUUUACAAGGUCUUAAACAAUUAUCUGUUGAAAAAUUAGCUAUAUUAAAACAAAAACUAGCUGAUACACGUAAUAAUAAAAAUUUAACAACAACAACAAUACGACGAGACAGUGAAAGUAGUAGUAGUAAUGAAGAAUUUGAAAUAUUACAAAAAAAAGAAACUACAAUUGUACAUCCAGAAUUAUUAUCUGAGGAUGUUUAUUUAUCACCUCAAUAUACACGUCAAGGACAACAUUUAUAUACAGCAUAUUGUAAAACAACAAAUCACAUAACAAUUCAUGGUACUGAUGUGUCACUUGUACCACUUCAUAUGUAUAAAAUGCCAGAGCCAUGUUGUGAUAUUAUUUUAACUCAACGUUUAUUUUUUAUAACUGGUCCAAAAAGAAAAAAUAUAUGGAUUAUAUCAUGUCCACUUGCUGAACUUAAAAUUGAACAAAAAGAAUUAUCAAAAUUUAAUAAUGAAUCAAUAAUUGGAAAAUUUAAAUUUAAUAAUUCAAAAGAAUAUAUUAAUUUUAUUUAUCGUUCAUCUGAUUAUCCAGAAAAUUAUAAUACAACAACAACAACAACAACAACAAAUAAUAAUGAUAAAAAAAAUUGUUUACCUAAAAAUAUUGAUGAUUUAAAUAUUGAAAUACCACCAGUUGAUACAUGUAUUAUUAUAACAAAUUUUGGUAUAUAUAAAAUUGUAUUACGUAAAUCAUUAUUAAAGCUAUUUAUUGAAUUAGCAUUAAAAAAUAAUAAAUGUGAUAUUGAAAAAGCUGGUAGACUUGGUAUAAUAUUUGGUAUAAAUGUACAACAAUUAUUUGAAUGUGCUGGUGAUAUACAUUUAUCAAAUGGUAGAUUUAAUGAAGCUGCUGGUUUAUAUAAAAUUUCAAGAUGUAGAUUAUUAAAAGGUGUAUUAAAAACAGCAGCAACUGGACAUACAGAAAAAUUACUUGGUUGUUUAUGUCAUUGUUUAACACCACCAUCAGUUAGUGAAUUAACAACAACAACAAGAAUACAUUUAUCAAAUUUAACUGUAUUUGCAUUUAGUGAAUUAGUAUUAAGAUCAUCAUCAACAUUAUCACAAGAUAUUAAUUCAAUAUAUAAAGAUUUUUUAAUAUUUUUAUCAACAAAUCAUUAUUAUGAUGAAAGAUGGGUUGUUGAUGUUGUUGGACAAACAUGUUUAUGGAAAGUAUUACAUCAUUUAGCAACACAAAGAGGCCUAUAUACACAAGUACUUGAUAUAUUAUUAACAACAGUUAAUAAUAUAACAUUAACAAAUACAAUUAAUAGUAAAUAUGGUUUAUUAAUAUGUAUUAGUGAAGUAAAUUUUUUACAAUCACUAUUAUCAUAUCCAAUAUUUGCUAAAAAACAUAUGGAAUUUGUACAUAAAAAUUUAUCACAAUUACAAAUAUUUGUAUUACAAAGAUUAAUUGAUUUAUAUGAUCCAACAAAUCCAGUAUUUAGACCAUUACUUGUACGUUAUAAAUCAAGAAGAAGAACAACAUCACAUAGUUCACAAUCAUCACAAUGUGAUUCAUUAGAUUCAUCAGAUGUACUUGAUGAAACUGGUUCAAUUGUUGAAGAAUUUAUUGAAACAUUUUUAUUUAUAUUAUUAACAUAUUUAAAUAAAAAAGGUUUUACAAAUAAACAUAAUACAAAUUUAAUUGGUCGUAUUAAUUAUCCAGGUAUUGAAAAACGUUUUAAUAUUGUUAAAAAUAUUGAUUUUAAAAGACGUUUAUUAUCUGCUGGUUAUGGACAUGUUGCAUUAAUUAGAAAUGGUAAUGUUUAUACAUGGGGUACAUCAUCAAAUGGUUGUUUAGGUACUGGACCAACAAUAUCAAAAUAUGGUUCACCACAACCAAUAACAAUAUUUAAACAAAUUGAAGUUGAAUUAUUAAGUGUAUCUUGUGGACGUUGUCAUACAUUAGCUAUUACAAAUAAUGGUAUAUAUGCAUGGGGUGGUAGUCAAUAUGGACAACUUGGUCUUGGACGUUUAUUACAAACACCAAAUCCUGAAUUAAUUGUAUCAUUAGCUGAUGAAAUUAUUGUUGAUGCUGUUGCUGGACAAUAUCAUUCAGUUGCAUUGACAAUGGAUGGUAGAGUAUUUACAUGGGGUUGGGCUGUACAUGGACAACUUGGUCAUGGUAAUACAAUACAAAAAAAUAUACCAACACCAAUUAAUUAUUUAUUUGGUAUUGUUAUUAAAACAAUUGCUGCUGGACAUGCACAUACAUUGUGUUUAACUGUUGAUGGUAUUUUAUAUGCAUUUGGUUGUAAUAUAUUUGGACAAUUAGGUAAUGGUAAUAAUAUUAAAUCGCUAAUACCAAUUAAAAUUAAUUUAAUAAAUGAACCAAUAACUGAUAUUGCAACAUCAUAUUUUCAUAAUUUAGCAAUAACAAUGACAAAUAAAUUAUAUACAUGGGGAUCAAGUCCACAAAUAUUAAGAUUACAAUCACAAGCACAAAAAAAAAUUAAAUUACUUGAAUAUCAAGCUGCUGUUGAUAAAUACAAUAAUAAUGAUGAUGAUGAUGAUGAAUUAACAAGUUGUUGUAGCAGCAGCAGCAGCAACAACAAUAAUGAUGAUCUUUCUGAUAUUGAAAAGCUGGCAAUUAAAACAAUUAAUGAAAGAAAAUUAAAUUCAUCAAAUAAUAAUAUACAAAAAAUUGGUCUUAAAGAUGUUAAUCUUGGUUUACUUGAAGAAAAUCAAACACAUUUAAUACCAAUAUUAGUUGAUACAAAUUUAGUUAAUGGUAAAAUUGUACAAAUAUCAACUGGUUGUCAUCAUUCAGCAUUAUUAGCUAAAGAUGGUACUGUUUAUACAUGGGGUAGAAAUUUUGAUGGACAAAUUGGUAAUGGUACACGUUGUGAUGUUACAAUACCAACACCAUUAACAUAUAAUCCAACUUCUGUACUUGCUCAAGUAUCACAAAAAAUUAAUAAUUAUAAUUUUAAUAAUACCAAUAAUAAUACUAAUAAUAAUAAUAAUAAUAAUAGUGGUAAUGGAAAUGAUAAUGAUACAAUAAAUGAUGAUAUAAAUAAAAAAUUACAAACAAAUCGUGUUAUAAAACCAGUACGUAUAUGUUGUGGUUGUGAAUUUACAGUUGCAAUACAACCUGGUGGUACAUUACUUGCAUGGGGUUUAAAUAAUAAUGCACAACUUGGUAGAUCACCAACAAAAGAUACAUCAAGUAUAUCAGAAAAACUUGUACUUAUUAAAUCAUCAAAACGUGUUGUACGUCUUCCACAUGGUGCUCAUGUUGCAAUUGAUUCACCAACACAAGUACCAAAUAUACCAACACCAGUUAUAACAUAUCAAAGUUAUGAUGUAACACCAUUUGCUGGACGUAUACGUAAUAUUAAUAUUAUUGAUAAAUCAUAUACUGAUAUUACAUUACAUUAUAUAUUAGAACAAUUUAAUGGUAUUUAUGAUUCAACUAAAAUUAUGGAAAAAUGUGAUGAACUUGAAGAUUAUCAAGCAAGAUCAAAACUUGCAUUAUUAGAACAAAAUUAUUUAAUAUCAUUGGCUUAUCAAUUAAAAACAUUAAAUCCAGAUAAUUAUAAAACUUUAGUUAUGUCUUCUAAAGAAAAUUAUUCUAAUGAUAAUGCUAAUAAUGUUGAUAAAGAUGAAGAUGAUAAUAUUGAAGAAAUUAAUAACACUGAUUAUGAUGACAAUGACGAUGGUGAUGAUGAUGAUGAUGAUGAUGAUGAUGACAAUGAUGAUAAUGAUGAUUGUAAUAAUAAAAAAUUAAAAGAUAAUACAAAAUUAUUUGCUAAACAUGUUGUUAAAAAUCUUGUUGAAUGCAUUGAAGAAAAUGAAUGUAAAAAAAAAAUAAAAAUGACAACAAGUAAAUCAUUAGAUUGUAUGCAAUUAUUUGAAGAAGAAUUAUAUAAUUUUGAUUGUCAAGGUGGAUCUGAAGAGCUAUGUGAAGAUAAUAAAAGUGAAGAUAAUAUAUCAUUGGAUAUAACUGAAGAUGCAUUUGAUAAUGACAAUGAUAAUGAUGAUAAAUUAAUAAAACAAAAAUUUAAUAAUAAUAAUAAUAAAUUAUAUAUUGAUUUAAUGACAAAUGAUGCAUUAAAUAUUGUAAAAUUUUAUAUAAAUGAAAUUGAUGAAAAUUCAAAUAAAAUAAUACAACAAAUACUUGAAACAAGUUUUACAUUUUGGAUUAAUAAUAAUCUAAAUAUGAAUAAAUUAGAAAAUUUAUUAUUAAAAUAUAUAAAUAAAUUAUAUUAUUCACUUGGUUUAUUAUUAUUUUGUAAUGAUAUUGAUAAAAAUAAUACCUCAAAUAAUAAUAUACAAAUAUAUGAUGCUGUAUCAACAAAUUUUAGUAUAAAAGUAUGUAAUUUAAUGUUUCGUCAUAUUGAAGAUGGUAAAUCAAAUCAUGAAUAUAUUGAAAUGUUAUCAUUAUUAAUGCAUCAAAAUAAUGGUUUACCUAUAACAUCAUUUACAAAUAAAAAUGAAAAUAAAACAUCUGAACAAAUAAUGAAAGAUAUUAUAAAUGGUUUAUCAUUAAAAUCAACUGAUCCAAUACCAUUUAUUCAUAUUAAAGGUGAUGAUGAAAAUAUUGAAGAAUUAUUAAAUUCAAAUAAUGAUAGAAUUGUAUUUACAUGUGGACAUCAUUAUUCAAUGACAACAUAUGAAUCAGAAAUUGUACCAAAUAUGGAAGCUGAUUUACUUGAUGCUCAGCCACAUUCACUUCCUCAUACAGCACAAUUACUUGGUAAUAUACUCACACAAAAUUCUAAAAAAGAUAUUAUUUGUCCAAAAUGUUUACCAAAAGUCAUCCAAAAUGCUGUUAAAACAGUUAUGGACAGUUAAAUUUGAUUAUUAUUAUUAUAUAAUCUUUCAAAUAAAUAUAAAAUUAGUUUUUUUUUUUUUUUAAAUUUAUAUAUUAUUGUGCAAUGAUUGAUGAUAUAUUGUUUGAUUCAAUUGAAGAAAGAAGAAAACUUGUAGAUGUAGGAAAAAAAAAAAAACAAAAAAAUUAUACCUGACAUUUAGAAUAAUAUUAGAAAAAAUAAUUCAAAAGUUUAUUAAAUUUUAUUUUUUUUUUUCUAAUUAUUAUUAUAUAAAUAUUUUUUAAAAUGUGAUAAUUUAAAGUCAAUUAUUAUUUUCAAAAUUUAUAUUAUUAUUUUUUAACAGUUAAAUAUUUGCACAUGAUAUAAAGAUGAUUAGUAUGUUAAUAGAAAAAAUAAUUACAACAUAAAUUCCGAUGUUGAUUAGAAAAAUUAUAUUUCGAUUUAUUUUUAAACACAAUUGACUGUGAUUUUGUAUUAUUUUUAAAAUUUUUAUAUUGAGUCAAUUUGAUUUAAAAAAUUUUUUAUUUUUUAAUUGAUUCAGUAUGUUUAAAUGAAUUUAGAAAAAAAAAUAUAUUUUUAGGGAAAUAAGACAUCUAUAUUAUGUGCAAAUAUUAACAGCUUUAUAUAUUUUUAUUUUAAUGGUUUAAUAGAAGAAAAAAAAAAUUGAAUAAAACUAUAAAAAAUUUUAGC